UCUGCCCCACAAAAGCUCAUCACCAUCUUGUUAGUCUUUAAAGUGCUGCAUAGCCCUGUCUUUUCUUCCAGAGGAGUGUGGCAGUGUUGUUCCAAUGGCAAUGGACUGUGAGGAUGGUGAAGUCAAUGGACGUUCUGUUUAAAAUGAGUCCUCUACACUUGCCUUCCUAGACAGAUCCCAGGGACAAAAGAUUGUUCAUCCUAUGAGUAGCCACGUGUUUGUGUGUGGGUUCCACUGCAGCCUGUUUGCUACUCCUACCCAGACCUUCCCUGCAGUUCUGCCCCUCCCCACCAGCCGAAUGGGAUUUUCCUGAAGGCUCUGCGUUCACUUGUAGGUAGAUGUGGGGUAGGUAUCCAUAGCUAUAGAGACAGAGAUUAAUAAAAGAUUCAGAUCCUUACACACAAACUACAACGAAUGGUUUUUCCUCCACAUGUGCCACAUCCUACCAGGCGUGUGUGUGUGAGAGAGGGUGCCAACAAUAACACUGCAUGUGAAUGGUCCCUCAGUGUCGGAGGAGGCUCUGAAAGGGAGCACUCUGCACCGUUCUGUUUCUCUGCGUGCCUCCACUGUAAAUGAAAACGGGAUAUUGUGCUUGCCAGGAAUGGAACUUCUCCAGAUGCUUGACAUGUAUCCAUGCAUAGCGCGAACUCCCUGGGCAGAGGGCGAGUUCAGGCUUUGCAGCGAAAGCUCUCUUGCCUUCAGGAAUUUCUCAGUUAGAUCAGUCCCUGCUCAGUGAGGGACUAUCAGGGAAUCCUGCCUAGGACUCGUAGGCAGAGUGCUGGCUUUCUAAGUCGGUGGUACGCAAUCUUUUUUCAGUCAUAACCACCAUAUUUUAUUGCACUCGUGUCGAGACCCCCAAGGUAAUUUGAGCAGUGCGGCAUGGCACUUAGAUCCCGGAGGCCGGGGCUUAUGCCCACCACUAUGGCAACCCCCCAGGAAGACGUCCGCAACCCCCUUGGAGGUCACGACCCACGGGUUGCGCACCACUAUUCUACGUGAUUCUGGCACGGAGCUUGAUCUGCCUUUGCCUUCAUCCUCUUGCGUGACUUGUGAUCUUUCACGCAACACCAUCUCCAGCUUCCUCUUUCUCAGAUCUUGCAUGUGAGCUGUGACCUGCCCCGGCUACGACCUCCCUGCGAAUAAGAACUAAAGGCGUCUCGUGCUGUGGAAUCAUGUUGAUGAAAGCCCAGUUUUCAUGGCAGCCUCCAUGGACGGUCCCCAAUGAAAACUUUCCUGGGCUCCUACAAAGAGCCACUAAUGAGUGGGACCUUGGCGUAAGUCAUGUGUCUGAUUUAUUUGGGUGCCAGAGCCCUGAGCCUGCUCAGCUGCUGUCUGCAAUUCUCGUUCUCAUUCCCUAGCGUGGGCCACAUGCAGUUCCCCUGGAUUAGCCCCUGGGAGGCUGCUGGCACUCGAUCUGCACUGCCCCCAGGAGCGCCGCUUGAAGCUCCUAUUGGCUGUAGAUCGCCGUUCCUGGCCAAUGGGAGCCACGGGAACCGGCGCAGCCCAAACACACCACUCCCCGCAGCGCCUGUUGGCUGGGAACGGCAAUCUGCGGCCAGCGGGAGCCUGUGCAGGUAACUAAAGUGCCGGCAAGCCCCGGCCAGCUUAUUGCCCACCCCUGCCCUAGCGGCAGGACCAAAGUGGGGAGGAAACUCCGACUUCUCUCUGCUCUGUGCUGCAUUCCUCAGCGGGGUGCAUGGCACAUAUGCACCUCUCCCAGGAGCACGGGAUGCAAUGAGCUAACCGGGGUGAGGGAAGAUUGGGUGGUUUCCUCACUCCAAAUGAAUAACACGUCCAAGGUAACAAUAGUCUGAGCAGCAUCAGGCUUCCCUGCCAUGGCUCCUGGCAGGGGUGGCCGAAUAGCGGCAGUCAGAGUGCUGUGCCCUUGGGCAUGGCCACCUCUCGCCUCCGACCUGGGCUGAGAUCCGCCAGCUCCCUUCCCGCAGGCCCCUCACUGCCAGCGCAUGGCAGCCUGCUCUGCCGGCUGGUCCACACACCGGAGUGGCAUUGGUUUAAUUCCAGUGUCGCUCACAUGAGGCCAUGCCCCCUAGAAAUGGUUCUGUUGGUUUGACGUAUACAGGCGAAGUGACCCACGCAACCCAACUUGACACACGGUUUCCAUUUUGCUAGGGAGAGUCUGCGCCGGUGUCACACGUCUGUUUGAAAAUGGCCCCUUAGCUGAAGCGGGGUGUAGGCCAGGCCUGUGCGGGCGCACCUGUACUGCGAGAAGAAACCUGUCACUGACACGGGGCUUUGCAGGCCUGAAUGCUGCAGUGUGGGUGUUACGGCGACAGCCUGCGCUCUUGUCCCUCGCUGGGUCUCGGAGCCUGCAGCCCAAGUCAUUUGAUCCAGGCUGGCAGUGUAGAUGUCCCCUGUUAAUGCGGAAGUUCGCCGGAGAGGGGCUGCGCUUGGGAUACGGCGCCUAUGUCCAAACCGUCGGGGCUCGAGUGUGUUUUGAUUCUGAGAUCUAGAACUUGACGAGCGAUGGGGAAUGCUGUUUGCCUCGUAGUGAGAACCUGCCUAGUCACAAGGGCGAAGGGCCCAAACCGGAGCGAUUGGGUUGGCGGGGGAAGGGACCCUGGACAUCAAGGCGUCCCUGUGCAGAUGAUGUGCAACUUACACUUCGUAUACGUUUGGUGGGGAGAUUUUUCAUCAGCUGUUGAGUGUGGCUAACUUGAUCGUCGCUCUUGCCCCAAGGUGUCUUUGGGGAGGGGGAGGGUGGAGAUGGGGCUAGCAGAGGGAAGGGUGGGCACGGGGAAGCAAGGAGGCAGUUUGCUAACCCUCCCAAAGGCACUCGCUGGACUGUGCAGAGGAAUUUGUGGUAGAGUGUGGCUCAGUGCCUGUGUGGAGCAAUAGAACAAUAUUGAAAUGCCUGAUUUCUGGCAGCACACUGGGGCCAGUUACAACACAGAGGAGUAAAAAGAAACAUGCAGCAAUUGCAACGUUGUAAUUUCAUGCAGGGAGACUGGAACCAGCAUGAUCCCAAAGGCACAUGGGAGGCUGCUGCCCCAGUAAGUUACCAGCAGAGACGGUGGCGUUCAGUACCAUUGCAUCCAACCUGUCUUGCAGCGCCUGUCGUAUGGCGCUACUCUCCUAAUAACCUCAUUGCAGCUGCCAGCUGGUGGGUGGGGAGAGAUCAGGCCUAAUGCUCAGACAGACCUUGUGGGUCAAUGGACUGGAUUCCCAGCCCUGCUGCUCCGUGCCUCAGUUUCACGUUCUGUUAAAUGGGGACUCCCUUGUGAAGUGUUGUGAGAGCCUUGGGAGAAAUGUGCUCUACAACCCAGAGUAGGACUGGCUCUUGUACGCCUUCCUGUUCUCCCUGGCUCAGCUGGGGCUGUGCCUGCCUGGCAAUGUAAAGUAGCUAGCUGUAGCUCUGGUGGAAUUCUUCCAUCCUGGCUGCUGGUUCAGGCCUUGGCUCCAGCAGCCCUGUUCUGGAAGGACCCAUCGGCAUGAUGUGUCCAACUUCUGCCCUGCAGCUUUGCACAGGGUUCUGCAGAAGCAGGGAUUUCUGGGGCCUGCUCCGGUGCCCGAUUUGGGCAGACGUACAGACCGACCAAGAUGGUGAUAGGCAGAAGAGUGCUGGUGUGCUUCCCCUUCAUUCACUCGUCAUGUUAAUCAUUUUUUCCAGCUGAUGAAGGUCCAUGACCGCUCCUGAGCUGCUAAUAGCGGUAGCUCCCUCUACCCCGAAUUACAGUGGGACUAGGCAUCUCCAUAGCAUUCCUAGUACCUGCAGGCCUGUGUGUGGAGGGCUGGGGCCAGUAUCUUGGGCUCCGGUGCAGUGUGUUACCUCAUGGGUCCAGACCGCAGGCCAGCCCGAUGUCUGCUGGGCUUCAGAUGGGGACUGAACUAGCAGUCUUUGUGGAUUUGACCACAGUUUCUGAAUGAACGACAUGCAAAUGGACCGUUUAUACGGGAAGCUGGUAAAAGUCAGGAUCUGGCAAGAGAAGCAUCUUUCUGAGGAGCAAGCUAGCAGGAACAGCCUGGGAGGGGCCCAUCUCCGGACAGACGCGGAUGAUGCCAGAGCUAUGACAGGGGCUGCAGUCUCGGCACUGAGGGGUGAUCAGUUAUGGAACAGCCACCGAAGGAAAUACCUGCCAUCAAGGAGGAGGAGGAAAAGGAAGAGGCAGUGAUAGAAGCAGGUGAAUCCUCAGACCCAAGCGGAGGACCAGACCGUUUGCCUCCUUCUGGCAGCUAUACAGACCUCUCCCAGAGCUCUUCUCCAUCCCUGUCGGACCAGCUCCAGAUGGGCGGCGAGGAGACGUCCUCGGCAAGUCUGAAUGUGGAAUGCAGGGUCUGCGGGGACAUAGCAUCGGGAUUUCAUUACGGCGUGCACGCGUGUGAGGGCUGCAAGGGCUUCUUCCGACGGACGAUCCGCAUGAAGCUGGAGUACGAGAAGUGUGACCGGAACUGCAAAAUCCAGAGGAAGAACCGGAACAAGUGCCAGUACUGCCGCUUCCAGAAAUGCCUCUCGCUUGGCAUGUCGCACAAUGCAAUUCGUUUUGGCCGCAUGCCAGAAGCGGAGAAGAGGAAGCUUGUGGCAGGCCUGACAGCGAGUGAGGACAGCUGUCACAACCCACAAGUGGCCGACCUGAAAGCCUUCUCCAAGCACAUCCACGACGCCUACCUGAAAACCUUCAACAUGACCAAAAAGAAGGCAAGAGGCAUCCUCACUGGGAAGACGGGGAGCACCCCGCCGUUUGUGAUCCACGACAUGGACACCCUGUGGCAGGCGGAAAAGGGGCUGGUGUGGAAGCAGCUUGUGAAUGGGAUCCCCCCCUACAAGGAGAUCGGGGUCCACGUCUUCUACCGCUGCCAGUGCACCACGGUGGAGACGGUGCGGGAGCUCACCGAGUUCGCCAAGACCAUUCCCAGCUUCCUCAGCCUCUACCUGAACGACCAGGUGACCCUGCUGAAGUACGGCGUCCACGAAGCCAUCUUCGCCAUGCUGGCCUCCAUCAUGAACAAGGACGGCCUCCUGGUGGCCAACGGGAACGGGUUCGUGACGCGCGAGUUCCUGCGCAGCUUGCGCAAGCCCUUCAACGAGAUCAUGGAGCCCAAGUUCGAGUUCGCUGUCAAGUUCAACGCCCUGGAGCUGGACGACAGCGACCUCUCUCUCUUCGUGGCUGCCAUUAUCCUGUGCGGAGACCGCCCUGGCCUGAUGGACGUGAAGCAGGUGGAGGAGAUACAGGACAACGUCCUCCAGGCCCUGGAUUUCCACCUGCAGUCCAACCACCCGGACGCUCAGUACCUCUUCCCCAAGCUGCUCCAGAAGAUGGCUGACCUGCGGCAGCUGGUGACCGAGCACGCGCAGCUGGUGCAGAAGAUUAAAAAGACCGAGACAGAGACCUCAUUGCACCCCCUCCUGCAGGAAAUCUACAAGGACAUGUACUGAGGAGCGUUUCAUUCCUGCGGGUUAAAGCCAUGGAUCCUGAGCAUAACACUUCGUGUGGCGACCGAGAAGCCCCUCCCCGCCACGUCUUCCUUUUCUCCUACUUGGAGCUGUUUUCUGUAUAGUCUGGGCAUAUGGUACAUAGGCCUGCCCGCCCCAAGGCUUCGCGGCUACUGCCUGCCAAGCCAGAGCUGCCGCUAACUCGCACUUAGGCGCCUCAGAGGCAAAACAGCAGCAAGGCUUCUCUUGCUGCAGCCCAGCUGUCGUGUCUCUCACGCGACGUGUGGUGAGAUGCAUUGCAGAGAAGGUGGGACAAUGGGCCCAGCAGAGUAACAAGAGUCUGGUCUGCUGGACUGAGGCCAGACAGUACCUUGCUUAUCUGGCAGGCCCAACAACUGCACUUAGACCGCGUAUCCGUGGAGCAUUUGUUAGGUGUUGCACUUGGACGGCUCCAGGCCUGAGCUGCGAAGCUAGACCAUUGGAACAAAAGGAAGUGUGUGUCUGUAUGGAUCUCCCAAGGAAAAGCCAGACUGUGUGAUGAAGGAUACUGAUGCUGCUUCGGGGGAGAGACGACUGGCUAGUCCCUGGAUGCCCAUGAUGGGCCAUGGCUCCCUCCGGGGCUGUGCAUUCUCCUCGGCCGUGCAAAUCACUCCCAUGGAAUCCUGCCCGACUCCUGCUGGGGCUGAGCUGGUCCUUCUCGGCCCCUUGACUUCACAGGGGAGGGCUGCUUUUCCUGGCUCUCCUAUAUUAGCCUAAAAAUGGAGUGGGGGCUGGGCGGUGGAGGUCGGCUCAUUGAAGACAAAGGUAGCUCUUAGAGCUGUUGUUUUGGCAUCUGUUGCUCCCAGUCUUGGAUGCAGGGUGCCCGGCAAGACUUGCGGGGUCAGAGGGACUCCAGGUCCUGCUGGAGCAGGAGGAUGAAGGGCAGGCCGUGCUGUGGA
Molecule: messenger RNA, 6327 nt
Organism: Pelodiscus sinensis (Chinese soft-shelled turtle)
Lineage: Eukaryota; Metazoa; Chordata; Testudines; Trionychidae
Source: RefSeq, a predicted model, not a curated record